CAAAUCUCUUAGCUCUUCUUGAUCUGCAGAAAAAUGGAGUCCGCCAAGGAACCAGCUCAAGCUGUCCCUUUUUCCUCUCCUUUCCUCCCUUCAACCAGAAGGUGGUGGUCCAAGGAAACGGUGGCUAUCGUCACCGGAGCGAACCGGGGGAUUGGGUUUGCACUGGUGCAGCGCUUGGCAGAAUUGGGACUCACUGUAAUCUUAACUGCUAGAGACUCCGAGCGGGGGCACUGUGCAGCUCAGGCGCUGAGAGCGCAAGGACUUCACGUUCACUUCUUAAGCCUCGAUGUCUCCGACCCUGCUUCGAUCAAGACUUUCGUAGCAUUGUUCCGUAUGAAAUUCGGAACGUUGGAUAUCCUCGUGAAUAAUGCAGCUGUCUCCUUCAAUGAGAUCAAUGAGAAUUCAGUGAAGCAUGCAGAGACAGUGAUCAAUACCAAUUUCUAUGGAGCAAAGUUACUUACUGAGGCUCUCUUGCCCAUGUUUCGUCGCUCCCCUUCCACUAGUCGGAUUCUUAACAUUAGCUCUAGACUUGGCUCACUAAACAAGCUCAGGAACCCAGAUAUAAAAAACAUACUAGAAAGUGAAAAUUUGUCGGUGGAGCAGAUCGAGGCUGUGGUAAGUUUGUUUCUUCAAGAUGUGAAAAAUGGAAGAUGGGAGUGGCAAGGGUGGCCAAAAUUAUGGACAGAUUAUGCAGUGUCAAAGCUGGCACUAAAUGCAUACACAAGGGUUUUAGCAAAGCGGUACGAGGUGGGAAGAGAUAUAAGUGUGAAUUGCUUUUGUCCCGGUUUCACUCAGACAUCUAUGACUGGUGGCAAAGGAAAGCAUACAGCCGAGGGCGCUGCGGAUGUUGGAGCUAGGCUGCUCCUGCUUCCUCCUCAGGAGCUACCAACUGGAAAAUUCUUUGUUGGAAGCGGCAGCAGCAGCACUACUACUUUCGUUAAUUCUAAAUUAUAA
Messenger RNA from Juglans regia (Persian walnut), 954 nucleotides. RefSeq names its product (+)-neomenthol dehydrogenase-like. The record is from RefSeq and is a predicted model, not a curated record. NCBI's taxonomy places the organism in Eukaryota, Viridiplantae, Streptophyta, Magnoliopsida, Fagales, Juglandaceae. Gene Ontology annotation, cellular component: membrane. The coding region runs from base 34 to 954 and encodes 306 amino acids. The transcript is spliced from 4 exons.